Drosophila arizonae is the source of this 1340-nucleotide messenger RNA. It is a transcript of the gene Cht11, whose product is annotated as chitinase-3-like protein. Gene Ontology annotation, biological process: chitin catabolic process; carbohydrate metabolic process. Lineage: Eukaryota; Metazoa; Arthropoda; Insecta; Diptera; Drosophilidae. Gene Ontology annotation, cellular component: extracellular region. The record is from RefSeq and is a predicted model, not a curated record. Gene Ontology annotation, molecular function: chitinase activity; chitin binding.
CAUUUUGCCAGCAACAAUAGCAAUGGUGAAUUAUAUCAAGAUUCAACCUGAUAAUGGAAAUAUUGUGCCAUCAAGACUGCAAAAGCAUGACCUUCAGAUACGCUACAUACUGUUGUUUACGUGUCUUGCGUUUGUUUGUUUACUAACAGUGCACUUCAAGGUACUGAAUCGCCUGCAAGUGCAGCGCAACCAACGCCUAGUGUGCUAUUACUCAGCUUCGGGACCCGACAAUCUGAGCCUGCUGGAUGUGCCCGGAGAUUUGUGCACGCACAUUAACAUUGGCAUUGCCAAUUUGUUCAACACGACGUUGCAGCUGUCAGCGCGCCUCGAGCAAGUCCUGCAGAAUGAGACACGUAUUUAUCGUGCCGCCCAUCCGCAGGUGAAGCUGCUGCUGUGGAUUGGCGGUGCGGACAGUGGCCACCAGUUUGCCAACAUGGUAGCGAAUCAUGAUCGGCGCAAACAAUUCUUGCGCUCACUUCGUGCCGUGCUCCACAAAUAUCCCAGCUUGGAUGGCAUCGAUUUGGACUGGGAGUUUCCGCGAGCCUACGACAAUGAGCGCAUGCACUUCUCCCAGCUGCUGCACGAGAUUCGCCUUGAGUGGCGUCGCGAGAAGCGCACUAACAAUCUGCUAACCUUGGCCGUCGCUGCACCCGAGGGCAUCGCCUUCUUUGGCUACGACAUUGGCGAAAUCAACCACUACGUGGACUAUGUGAAUCUAAUGUCCUACGACUUUCAUUUCUAUCGCGAGGAUACGCCAUUUACUGGACUGAAUGCCCCACUCUAUGCCCGCUCCACGGAGCACUCCAUAAUGGCCACCUUUAACAUCAACUAUACCGCGCACUGGUGGCUGAAAAAUGGCUUGGAGCCAGAGCGUUUGGUCAUCGGCUUGCCAACCUAUGGGCAUUCCUUUACCCUCAUGAAUCCCUUGAACCGUCGGAUAGGUGCGCCUGCCUCGGGCUUUGGCGAGUGUGGACAACUGGGCUUCACUACGCUCUCCGAGACCUGCGAGUGCGCCCAUCAAUUCAUCGAACCACUUUAUACAUACGACAACGAUACCUGUUCGCCCUAUAUCAGCGGUGUGCAGGAGUGGAUCUCAUAUGAGAGCAUGACGAGCAUUUCGUGCAAAGCCAACUAUGUCAAGUCCAUGAAUGUGGGCGGCCUAAUGAUCUUCUCCCUCAACACGGAUGAUCUGAGCAACAGCUGUGGCUACAUGGACGGAGCUGGCGAUGAGCCCGCUAAGCCUGUAUUUCCACUAACUCAAGUUGCAAAUGCCAUUCUAAGAGCGCCAUAAACUGUGAAGUUAACUUAGCUAAUUCUGGUUCAUGAUGCCACAUAGUAAA